CCACCUCCUCGAUCAUCGCCUCCUCCGCCCCCUUCUCCGCCCCCCUGCCUCCCUCUCUCUCUCUCCCCUCUUUCCCAUUCCUGCCACGACGAGAACCAUCAUCCGAGGAGAUCGCCGCGCGCUCCGCCAGCCCGACACACGCACAACCAUCCUCCCCCUCGAGUGACGACCGUCUGCGCGCGUGGACUGUGUUGCCCCCCACCCCCCUUUUGAAUUGAGUAUCGCCAUGGAUCCCUAUGAUGCGAUCAUGGCCGGAAUGGCGUCGGGUGCCCCGGCUGCCGGGGCUGCUCCGACGCCGACCUCCCCUCGCGAGGACGACCUGUCACCAAACGAGCAGGCCGUGCUGAAGCUCCUCCGGAGCCAGAACGGGGGACAACUGACCAACGAGGUUUUGGAAGCGGAGCUGCCAAUCCCUCUAGAAGAGCGAGCAGUUGCCAUCAAUGCCCUCUCUCGACGGGGCAUGCUCACUUUUGUCCGGAUCGGCAACAAUGUCGCCUACAUGGAGGUCCAGCCGGAGGAGGUCGUCAAACUUCAGUCCAUGAACCAGGACGAGCGCCUGGUGUACACCCUUAUCAAGCAGUCCGAUGACAAGGGCAUCUGGACCCGGGAACUCCGGACCCGAGCCAACCUGCAGCAGGUCCAGCUGCAGCGGAUCCUGCGUGCACUGGAGACACGCAAGAUCGUCAAGAGUCUGAAGAGUGUCGAGAGUAAGAACAAGAAGAUCUACAUGCUUUUUGAGAUCGAGCCCUCCCGACAGGUGACCGGCGGCGCGUGGUACAAUGAGCAGGAGUUCGACUCGGAGUUCUUGGGGAUCCUACGUGACCAAACCUAUCGCUUCAUCGCCGAGAGGAGCAUGCCCCGCGGCAACAGUGUCCUGCCCCUGUCCCACGUUGGGUAUGCCACGGUCGAGGAUGUGGUCGCGCACAUCGCCAGCACCCGAGUCAGCAAGGUGCCUCUGAAGGCCGAGGACAUCGAGUGCAUCAUCACCUCGCUCAUCUAUGAUGGGACAGUGGAGAAGUUGCAGAAUGGCACCUACCGUGCCUUGGUCCGUCGGGCCACCGGGGCCGGGGUCAGUCUUGGAUCGGCCGGGCGCGACCCCACCCGUAGCGGCCUCACCAACAUUCCCUGUGGGCACUGCCAGCUUUUGAACUUCUGCAAGGCCGAUGGCCCGGUCAACCCGAUGAAUUGCGAAUAUUUCUCCAAGUGGUUCGACCUUUGAGAGGAGCGAGGCCCGGCGGAAGAGCCCGCUGUAAUGCCUCCCCUGUCUCCCCUUGACCUGGUGUCGUGUCAGGCUGUUGAUCGAGUGGGGGCAACUGUGCAGCGGCACUUCCCCCUGCUCUGAUCCGCCGGUGCGACCCAAUACACACACACACACACAC
This is a messenger RNA of Fonticula alba, 1379 nucleotides long. RefSeq lists its product as hypothetical. NCBI's taxonomy places the organism in Eukaryota, Rotosphaerida, Fonticulaceae. Gene Ontology annotation, cellular component: RNA polymerase III complex. The transcript is spliced from 6 exons. The record is from RefSeq and is a predicted model, not a curated record. Bases 227 to 1219 code for a protein of 330 amino acids. Gene Ontology annotation, biological process: transcription by RNA polymerase III.